Linum tenue is the source of this 1618-nucleotide messenger RNA. The record is from the annotation of a GenBank genome assembly. NCBI's taxonomy places the organism in Eukaryota, Viridiplantae, Streptophyta, Magnoliopsida, Malpighiales, Linaceae.
AUGAUAGAAGUAGUAGCACUCUUUCUCGUCUCCCUCACCAUCCUCAUCGUCUCCUUCCUCAAGAGAACAACAACAACAACAACUACUAGUAGUAGCAGCAGCUCACGACUUCACAAUAAGCUUCCACCAAGCCCAUGGGCCGCUCUGCCCAUCAUCGGCCACCUCCACCUCCUCGGCCCAUCCAUCCACCGCUCCUUCCACCGCCUCUCCGCCGCCGCUCCACUGCUCCACCUACGGCUCGGCUCUGUCCCGUGCGUCGUCGUUUCGACCCCGGACGCCGCCAGGGAGGUCCUCCGCACCCACGACCUCACCUUCUCCAACCGGAAGCAGACCAUCGCCGUCCAACGCGUGACCUACACGAACUCCUCCUUCGCCUUCGCCCCUCACGGCGCCUACUGGAAGUUCGUCAAGAAGCUCAGCGCCGCCGAGCUGAUGUCCCCCAGGAUGCUCCGUCGGCAGCUAGGCGUCAGGGACGCCGAGCUGCGGCGGUUCCUGGCCGCGGUCAGGGAGAGGUCGCGCGGCGGGACGGAGCGCGUGAACGUCACGGAGGAGCUGAUGACGUACUCCAACAACGUCAUCUCGCGGAUGAUGCUGGGGUCCGGCGGGCAUGCUGACGUGGCGCGGCGGGUGAUUCGCGAGGUCUCCCAGAUAUUCGGAGAGUUCAACGUGUCGGAUUUCGUGUGGUGUUUGAGGAAGUUUGACGUUCAGGGUUUCAAGAGGAGAUCCGACAACAUACACAGAAGGUACGAUGAGCUGUUGGAAAGCAUAAUUGGGAGUCGAGAGCAGGCGAGGAAGGAGGAGAGCACGCGAAAUGAAGCUGGUGAUGAAGACGAGAAGGUGAAGGAUUUUCUCGACGUUUUGCUGGAUGUUAUGGAAGACGACGGUGCUGAAAUUGAAUUAACCAGGGACCAUAUUAAAGCUUUGGUAUUGGACUUCUUCACGGCAGGUACGGACACAACGGCGGCAACACUAGAUUGGUCGCUGGCGGAGCUCAUCAACCAUCCCCAGCUACUCACAAAGGCAAGGCAAGAGAUCGACCGGGUCGUGGGGUCCGACCGGCUGGUCCAAGAAUCCGACGCUCCCAACCUCCCGUACGUGCAAGCCAUCAUAAAAGAAACAUUUCGGCUCCACCCAAUCAUACCCAUGAUUGCCCGGAAAUCGACCCGAGAGUGCCACGUCAACGGCUACACAAUCCCCGCCGAGACCUUGCUCUUCGUCAACAUGUGGUCGAUCGGCCGGGACCCCAACCACUGGCCUGACCGCACGCUCGAGUUCUGGCCCGACCGGUUCGUCCGGUCCGACGUGGACAUCACGGGGCAGCACUUCCAGCUGCUGCCGUUUGGCAGCGGGAGGAGGAGCUGCCCCGGGAUGCCGCUGGCGCUGCGGCAGCUGCCCACCGCGCUGGCGGCCAUGAUUCAGUGCUUUGACUGGAAGGUUAUUAGCGGCGUCGACGGCGGCGAUGCCGGUUUGGUUAGUAUGGAUGAACGUCCCGGGUUGACGGUUCCGAGAGCUCAUGACCUUGUGUGUAUUCCGGUUGCUCGGUUACCCAAUAUUAUCUGAUGUCUCCACCAGAAAGUCAGUGUCUCGUGUGAUAUAUUAUAUUAUCCACAAACAUGUU